Messenger RNA from Plodia interpunctella (Indianmeal moth), 1290 nucleotides. RefSeq lists its product as uncharacterized. The transcript is spliced from 4 exons. NCBI's taxonomy places the organism in Eukaryota, Metazoa, Arthropoda, Insecta, Lepidoptera, Pyralidae. The coding region runs from base 170 to 931 and encodes 253 amino acids. Gene Ontology annotation, cellular component: membrane; endomembrane system. The record is from RefSeq and is a predicted model, not a curated record.
AAACUGCCUGCAGACAGUGGAGGGGUUGGUUGUUGUGUUGUUGAAUUGGAAUGUGGUUGAUGAAAAAUUCGAAAAUGAAAAGUGAAAGGCAAAGCUAGCGUAGCGAGACCUAAGGUAUUCGUUUUGCUUGCGAAUUGAAAUUGUGUAGUACGUACAAAUAGUGUAGAAUAUGAAAGUCGUUUUAGCAAUAUUAAUCGUGAUAGCAUGCGUCUUCUUCCGCGAUCAUUUAGAAAUUUUUUUCAAUACAGUAAUCAUAAAAUUAAUGCACAUUAAUAAUAGUGACAGUAUAAUCUUCACAACUGAGCAGCUUUCAUAUUACGAUGGUGUUCAACGUGAGAAAUUAUACCUUUCGUUGAUGGGAUCUAUAUUUGAUGUUACCACAGGCAUCAGACACUAUGGAAAAGGGGGCCCUUACAAUUACUUUGUUGGAAAGGAUGGUUCAAGAUCAUUUAUCACAGGGGACUUCCAAGAUGAAAGUGCAAACAAGGACCAUAUCUUAGAUCUUUCUUGUGAUGAUCUGUUUACUUUGACAAACUGGAGGGAAACUUUAAAAGAAAAAUAUGCACCUGUUGGUGUCCUUAUUGGCAGAUAUUAUGAUGCUCAUGGCAAAGAAACCGAAUAUUUGAAGCAGUUUCUGGAGAAACAUUUACAAUGUGAGUUUGAAAGGCAGGCAAUGAAGUUGGAGGAGCAGACCAUGCCUCCCUGUAACAUGGAGUGGAAUGCGGACACUGGCACCAGAGUUUGGUGCUCCCAAACAAGUGGUGGUGUGAAAAGAUCAUGGGUUGGAGUACCUCGGCAACUGUACACUCCAGGCAAAGAACAUCCGCGCUGUGUUUGUGUGAACCUCGAAGAGAAUGCUGUUGUGGGCUUGGUCAAAGAAUAUGAUGGCUGUUCAAUCACCUCUCCAGAGUGUACACUCAAGAGCACUUAGACUUUAUAAUUUAUUGUAUCACACUAUUUGUGCUUGUUAUUUUCAGUAAAAUAUGGUCUGAUGUGGAAAAAGUUACAAUUGACAGUUUCAGCCAUAAUAAUAAUUUUAUCAAAAUUUUAUCAAAUCAUUGCAUUUCUUUUGUAAUUGUAUGCAAGUUGUGAAUAAAAGGAAUCUCAGAUCAGAAAUCUAUUAAACUUACACAAACUUAGAAAGAAAUAAUUAAACUUACACAAAUUAAUAUCACUUCAAAAGUGAUAUUAAUUUGUGUAAGUUUAAUUAAUUGAAUAAGAGUGAUAUUAAUUUACAAUUUGAUUAGUUAUAAGGAAACUGAUAACAUGAAUAAAACAAUUUUAAGCAAA